UGCACACUGGACCGGAGAAAGAGCACCAUGUGGGCAACAGCCUCUCACUGACCAGACAGCCAUGUCGCUGCUCCACACGGCCAGUAUCUGCUGCCUGGUGGCAACAGCGUCGUUCCUACAUUCACCUCAGACUGACGACGCCCAGGACAAUGCAAACGCCCUGCUAGCCGAGGAAAGCCAAGGACUCGAGGAUCUGGAUGAGGACUUGUUCAGGGCCUACAAGUCAAACUACACGCGCUUCUUUGAAGACCUUUUGAUUCCUCAGACGUGCUGGUACAACAGCGUCAAGUUCGACUGUGGACUAAGCAUUUCGUGCGUGUUUGCGGGCGGGAAACCCCUGGACCUGUGCAGCGGUGGGCUCAUCUGGAGCUGCUGUGUGUCCCGCGACAAGAUCCACUCCGACCAUCAGAAACCCAACGUGGGUGCACUCGAGAAUGCCACACUGCAGUUCCUAUUGAACUACCACCAGAGCGGUAACAACGACCUGGAGUAUGGGAACAACGUAGCAGGAAGCAUCAACCGACCGCACAUCUACUACAGCUACCCCCCAAGCAACCAUUUCAACAACCACCACGUGUACAACCGACCCACCACAACUCCGCCCGAUCUCAAUAACCACCACGUGUACAACCGCCCAACUCCACUCCCACAAGACCACAACCACCACGUGUACAACCGCCCCACUGUUCCUCCGCCCGAUCUCAACAACCACCACGUGUACAACCGCCCAACUCCAAUCCCACCAGAUCACAACCACCACGUGUACAACCGCCCGAAUCAGCCUCCACAGAGCAACCCAGACAUCGUCUAUGUGAGGCCAGGCUACGUGGGGCCAAUAAAGCCAGAAUUCGAUCACCCGCACGUCGGAGGGGCGACACCUGUCAACAGACCGCCCAUAGAGUCGCAGUCACCCGACGUCUUACAGCGGCCCACAGUUCGCCCAAUUCUGCCGCCCAGCCAUGUGUCUCCCCCGGGCAGCAACAGGGCUUGUGGAGAGAUGUAUACACGAAGUAACCGCAUAGUGGGUGGUCACAAUUCUAACUUUGGUAGCCAUCCAUGGCAAGUAGCACUCAUCAAGACUGGUUUCUUGUCCAAGAAACUAUCCUGUGGGGGUGCAUUGCUCAACAACAGGUGGAUUGUGACAGCUGCUCAUUGUGUUGCCACCACCACAAACGGCAACCUGAGAGUGCGUCUUGGAGAGUGGGAUGUGAGAGACCAGACAGAGAGACUCCACCAUGAGGAGUAUGGUGUGGAGCGUAAAGAGGUACACCCACAAUAUAGUCCAACAGACUUCCGCAAUGAUGUGGCUCUUGUGAAACUGGACAAGGCAGUGAUGUUCAAACAGCACAUCAUCCCUGUGUGCUUGCCUGACACCAAUGUGAAACUUGUGGGCAAGACAGCCACUGUUGCAGGCUGGGGCAGAACUCGUCAUGGGGUGUCAACUGUACCAACUGUACUGCAGGAAGUGGAUGUUGAAGUAAUAUCCAAUGACCGAUGUCAACGUUGGUUUCGAGCUGCUGGACGGCGGGAAACCAUACAUGAUGUGUUCCUGUGUGCAGGAUUCAAGGAAGGUGGCAGGGACAGCUGUCAGGGUGACUCUGGAGGCCCACUGACAACAACAAUGGAUGGUCAUAAGGUUCUAAUUGGACUGGUGUCAUGGGGAAUUGGCUGUGGAAGAGAACAUCUUCCAGGGGUUUAUACAAACAUACAGAAAUUUGUACCAUGGAUAGACAAAGUCAUGGUGUAACACAUAAAAUUAUUAAAACAGUUCUGAAAAUAAAGCAGGGAGCAGAAAGUGAA
This is a messenger RNA of Zootermopsis nevadensis, 1800 nucleotides long. RefSeq lists its product as uncharacterized. The record is from RefSeq and is a predicted model, not a curated record. Gene Ontology annotation, molecular function: serine-type endopeptidase activity. Gene Ontology annotation, biological process: proteolysis. Lineage: Eukaryota; Metazoa; Arthropoda; Insecta; Blattodea; Termopsidae.